Molecule: messenger RNA, 2291 nt
Organism: Homarus americanus (American lobster)
Lineage: Eukaryota; Metazoa; Arthropoda; Malacostraca; Decapoda; Nephropidae
Product: innexin unc-9-like
Exons: 1
Coding region: 673-2106 (477 amino acids)
Cellular component (GO): gap junction; plasma membrane
Molecular function (GO): gap junction channel activity
Source: RefSeq, a predicted model, not a curated record
AUUUAUUUGUUAUUGUUUGUGCUUGUGGUUGUUUUCUAGUGUAGGUGUUAGUCAGUCUUUGAUAAUGGUAAACUGUAGGGUCUAGAUAGGUGAGUGAAGGUCGUAAAGUUGGUGGCGUUAAUCCGAAUCCUUAGAGCUACGUGUUGUGAGUAUUCAUAGUGGUGCUAAAACUCUCUCAGACACACAAACAGACGGGUUCACAGCCAUUCGUAUCCAGUUGUCUAAAAGUCACUACUCUGCCUGGGUAAAGCUCCAUUUAAGGUCUUUACCAGUCAAAUUAUGCUAGUGGGUUAGAGCCAGGUGAAGCUGUGGGCGUCACAACUUAACUUCAAUAACGCGUGUGAGAGUUGUAGUUCCCUGCACGCUGACGGGGCGAGGUUGCUUGAUCUAGAGGCUCAGCGGAGACAGAGACCUCCCUCACGAGGCUCUCCAAGGGCCUUUGAAGUGAGCUCUACCUCCCUCCAGAGUGCUGACUCCUCGAGUACUGUGUCAGCCGCUGCCAAAGAACGGGGAACUGCUAUUUAGUGCCGUCACACUCGAGCUUGUGAGGCAGCUAAACAACUCUUUGACGGUACUGGAGACGGUCGGGUGACAGUGACAGCUACUGUGUGUGCUAACAGACAGAUUGUCGGCGACGUUUUUAUGUAAAGUAGUGAGAGUGAGAGCUGCACUAUGUCUUUCUUGUUACACUUCAGUAACUACCUCAUCGGUGGCAAUGUUCCCAUUGAUGACGGGGUAGACAAACUGAACAGAAAGUACACCAUCCUCAUCCUCAUCUGUCUGUCACUCCCGCUGGUCACCAAGCAGUUCGCUGGUGACCCCAUCGAGUGUUUCACCCCCACCUACUUCACAGAGCCGCAAUCGAGGUACGUUAAUUCGUACUGCUGGACGGCGAGUACAUAUUACAUCAUCCCGGUGGACGAGAAUGCGAGAGAGCAAGUCACUCGGGUACAUUCUGUUAAAUUCGAUGACGAAGGCGGCUCCACCGCCAUCAAGGGGGAGCGUAUUAAGGUCAACUACUACCAGUGGGCCCCCAUCAUCCUGCUGGUCGAGGCGGGAUUAUUCUAUGUUCCUUUUGCUAUCUGGAACUCGACGGCUAAGAACUCGGGUAUCAAAGUAGGUCGCCUGCUGAAGAAGGUCUCAGUUAUCUCACAGUACACACCCGGCCACCCAGACCGCGACGCGCUUAUCGCCGAGUUCCUGGACCAGUUUAACACGCUUAUGGGCGUCUCAAAGUGCUGUCCAGGAACCGUCUGUAAGUUCGAUUGCAAUCUGGCUUGCGGCGGGAAUCCCUCUUCCUCGCUGUUCGUGCUGUACAUGAUCGUCAAGAUUAUGUACGUCUUCAACAUCCUGAUGCAGUACUUCCUGUUGACGGUGUUCCUGGGGAAGGGUUAUCUCUUCCACGGCAUCGAGGUGGUGGAGAAACUCAUCAACAAAAAGGAGUGGUGGACGUCGCCACGCUUCCCUCUACAGACCCUCUGUCAGGUGCUGGCAGCUCAGCAGGGCUCCCUGCGUACCUACACCUGCCAGUGCGUCUUGCCCAUCAACCUUUUUAAUGAGAAGAUAUUUUCAUUCAUCUGGUUUUUCUUCGCCAUUCUGUUGCCAGUGACGAUCUACAGUGCCCUCAUCUGGGUAUGGAGAACCUUCACGUGCUCGAGGAUCGCCUUCGUGCACUAUUACCUGUGGCGGACGAGGCGUGUGGGAAAGGAAGACCUGUAUAACAACGCCCGCAAGAUGGCGGUACAAUACCUGGGUUGGGACGGGUGUCUGGUCCUGCGGCUGAUAGAGAUGAACCACGGCGGCACCAUCCUCACCGUCCUCACAGAGCGCCUCUGGGAGUUUUACGAGGGCAUGGAGAGGGCGCAGCAGGAUGGUGGUGACCCCGAGGCCUUUCUAAGUCAGCGGCCACCGAUCUUCGCGUGCGGGCCCUACCCUCCCCCAGGCCCUUCCACCGUCACGCCCACGCCCACGGGUACUUACGGCUUUUAUGGGAAGCACUUCCUGCCGGGAACGCCCGGAGCGUACCCAGGUUACAUGUGGAACCACCAAGACAUGGCCACGCCUGGGUACUCCAGCUACCCCAGGAUACGUGGUAAGAUAAGGUAACGCAGCUCUCCCUGUGCCUAAGACCCCACCUGUCCCAGUACACGGUGCAUCACCUACCCCAGUACACGGUGCACCACCUGCCCCAGUACACGGUGCACCACCUGCCCCAGUACACGGUGCGUAGUAGUACAAGGACCACCACCUGAUCCAAGCCUACACUACUGUCACCCACACAUACCCAAACU